Messenger RNA from Brienomyrus brachyistius, 3978 nucleotides. RefSeq names its product terminal nucleotidyltransferase 4A (gene tent4a). The transcript has 13 exons. The record is from RefSeq and is a predicted model, not a curated record. Gene Ontology annotation, biological process: RNA 3'-end processing. Gene Ontology annotation, cellular component: nucleolus; TRAMP complex. Gene Ontology annotation, molecular function: poly(A) RNA polymerase activity; mRNA binding. NCBI's taxonomy places the organism in Eukaryota, Metazoa, Chordata, Actinopteri, Osteoglossiformes, Mormyridae. The coding region runs from base 211 to 2373 and encodes 720 amino acids.
CGAGCCGUUGAUCAGUUUUAGCUAGCUAGCUAGCGAGAUGCUAGCUCUUAUGAGGAGUGAGUAACCAGUCGUGUCCCCCGCCCCCUUUCCGGACUACGCUGCGGGUUUUUAAGCACUUAACUUUAUUUAUUAAAUCCUAAUAUAUAUAUUUUAAUCCGGGACAGACGCACGCUUUUUAAACAAAAAACAAGCAGACUGCAGACCAGCUGAAUGGAUCCGAGGGUCGCCUGGAUUCAGCCCGAACAGAAGGGACCCGCGACCGCCUUGUGGAUGCAAGCAUGGGAGAAUUCCUCCCAGGACGCCCGGGUGCUCUCCAGCCGCCACCUCCCGCAGCACCACCACCACCACCUGCACCAUCAUUACCAUAACUAUCACCACCAACGCCUGUGCGUCAACUCUCCUGCGCUGGACUCCGGUUCCGCCGGCCAUCCCACGGCCGCCUCGCCCCACGCCGCCAAGGCGUGUUCCGGGUCGGGCAGAAGGCUGCCCAAGGCUGGUUCCGUGUCGUCCUCGUCCUCGGCGGAGUCAGGCGCGGAGAGUCCGUCUUCGGAGCGUAGCGGCAGCGGCACCCUGGGCGACCCGUUCGCCGGGGACUCGUGCACUCACCGCCGCCCACACCCGGCCGCCAACGUGAAUCAUCGCCGAUACCAGCACCAUCCGGGCCGGAGGAAAAGCGACAACCGAGCCAGCACCUACGGCAUCAACUACCUGCUGUCCGCCUGGAGCGACGGCGGCGGUGUGGGCUCCGGUACCCCCUGGAAGAGGAGGAGAUACAGCCCUGGGGUCAACGGACUUCAUGAGGAGAUUGUGGACUUCUACCACUUCAUGUCCCCACGCCGAGAAGAGGCAGCCAUGCGCAAAGAGGUGGUCAGCAGGAUCGAGGCGGUCAUUAAGGAGCUGUGGCCCACUGCAGAUGUCCAGAUAUUUGGGAGCUUCAGUACGGGUCUUUAUCUUCCGACAAGUGACAUCGACCUGGUGGUCUUUGGGACCUGGGAGCGUCCCCCUUUGCAACAGCUGGAGCAGGCCCUGAGGCGGAGGAAUGUAGCCGUGCCCUAUUCCAUUAAAGUGCUCGACAAAGCAACGGUGCCAAUAAUUAAACUGACGGAUCAAGAGACCGAGGUGAAGGUGGACAUCAGCUUUAACGUGGAGACAGGUGUCAAAGCCGCCUGGUUUAUUAAGGACUAUGUGAAGAGGUACACAGUGCUGCCUUACUUGAUAUUCGUGCUGAAGCAGUUUCUUCUCCAGCGGGACCUCAAUGAGGUUUUCACAGGUGGCAUCAGUUCCUACAGCCUCAUUCUAAUGGUCAUCAGCUUUCUGCAGCUACACCCACGGAUUGAUGCCCGGAACCCUAAUGUGAACCUGGGCAUCCUCCUCAUCGAGUUCUUCGAACUCUACGGGAGGCACUUCAACUACUUGCGGACGGGUAUCCGCAUCCGCAACGGCGGGGCGUACGUCGCCAAGGAGGAGAUCAUGAGGUCCAUGAUUGGUGGCUACAGGCCGUCCAUGCUGUGCAUCGAGGAUCCUCUCCUACCAGGAAAUGACGUAGGCAGGAGCUCGUAUGGCGCCAUGCAGGUGAAGCAGGUCUUUGACUACGCCUACAUUGUGCUGGGCCAUGCUGUCUCGCCCCUCGCCCGCUCGUAUCCCAACAGGGACAGCGACAGCACUUUGGGUCGCAUCAUCAAGGUGACCCAGGAGGUGAUGGACUACAGAGACUGGAUCUCCAUGAAGUGGGGCAGUGAGCGCUCAGCCAGGGUAGAUGGCACUGCUGGCCCUGCCCUGAAGGACCCCUGUGAUCAGGCAGGCAUCUCCGCGGACGAACCUCAGCGGGACUCCGCCUCCCCACAGAGCGCCGACUCCCCCAUGUCACUGUCCAGCCCCCAGCAGCACUCCUCCGCCUCUUCGGUCUCCUCCCUCUCAGGAAGUGACAUCGACUCGGACUCCACCCCCAGCACAGGCCCCGCCCUCCCUGCCUCCUGUUUCCAAGCUCUGACAUUGGCCUCCAUGCCCCCAACACUACACAUGCCCAAUGGGAAGGGCAAUUUUAAUAAGGCAUCCAUGAUGCCCCCAGGCUCUCAGGCCAGGGGGAAUUUGCCCCAGACCCUUGCCACGCAUUCUCUCCCUACCAGAGCAGUCUGUAUAGAUGGGGUGCCAUCUUUCUUACAGAUGCCCCCCCCCAGAGCGCCCCCUGGUUCCGGAUCUCUUCCAAACUGCCAUCUGAACCACAAGGUCUCCAACGGACUGAGGUACCCCCAGAAGGCGCUGGACAGCCCCCCGGUGGUGCACAGCCCCCUGCUGGCCAAUCGAGGGAACCUGCAAUUUCCUCGUAACAUGUGGCGCCGGAGGAAGGUGACACGGGACAGCCUGAGCAGAUAGGGAAUCCCCCAGUGCCCCGAAACUGCGGCUCAACCUUUGCAUGCUCCCCUGGCUGGUGGGUGGAAGGUGCCCUCUGACAACCCGUUUGGAUGUGCUGCAGUUUUUGGGUUUAGACCUUUUUGGUCUGUUUCAGUCCAGCCAGGGGAGGGGAGGGGGGGGGGGGGGGAAGAGAGUAAGGGGUUUGGUGAGUGAGCCACCCUGUCCUUUCAGCAGACUGGCGUCAGGUGGUACCAGCCCCCGUUUUGUAUUGUAUGGAAGAAACUUAUCAUAGAAACUUAUAUGUGCAAUAUCACCCCCAACAAAUAUUUAAUUUUAAUUGUUGUGGGUUUAAGUUGUAUAUUUUUUUUCCUGUUGUCUUUCCAUUGAAAGUUUACAGGUCCUUGUGUUCUUUGUAAGUCUGUUUUAAAACAAUCUAUAUUACUGGGGGUCGAGUCUGUGGACUAGUGUAGGGCCUCUACGUCUGCGAUCCAUGGCACUGUAUCCUGCCCCCUGCUGGGUGAGUGCGAAACUGCUCCAAGUGCAACUUAGGCUUGACUGAGGCAGACCAGUGGGUUGGUAAUGGUUCCUGUGCUCGAUGUCUCGCUUGAGCCAGUGAUGGAUUUCUGUGUUCAGAAGACAGCUGGGUGCGGCGUGUCGGCCUCGUUUCCUGGGUGGACUUGUGCUAAGCCACUUCAGUCUGUGUGAUUCCAGUCAGUGGUCCUCGAAAGAGAGGCCAUCAGCCACCCAGUUUCAAACAGACUUUCAUGAAGAGGCAUUAUUUUGAUUCCGUUCAGGAAUCUACGUAUCUGUAUGCAUUCGUUCUGUUAAGAGCAACACAUUUAAAUCACGAACUUCGAUUAUAUGUUAAUGUCCCGAUUGCAGUAUUAUGUUAUUAUGGAAACAGACCUGUAUUCAUGUUAGUUAGAGCUUUUCAGGUACAUACAGGUGUUACUAUGCAAGUGUGUGGGUUUGGGGGGGGGGGUGGUGUGUUCGUCCCCCACCCCAAAUCUUCUCCUGUGGCACCAUGUCGUCGACAGCGUCCCCAAGCCUGUGCCAUCCUGCGAAAUGUCCUGCUAGGUGACGCCGAAGCUCAGAGGUUCUCCUUUGAACGUUCUUGGUGACCUCCUAAGCCACCGCUGUGUUCUGUAUGCUCUGACUUAUGGUGUUGGUCAACCGGUGGUGGGUUAAGAGAGCCGCAUCAGGUAAUCGGACAGUAACCUGAUUAUGGGAGUUUGUCUUAGAAACCAGCAACCUUUAUAGAAGGUUUUUUAAAACUGUCUGUUCAUCUUGUGUUACGAGUUCAUAACGUUAUCCUGACCAGAUUGGGAGAGCACAGAUCGGGCGUUCUGGACACGUCCAGCUCAGGAUGAGUUGGGCGGACUGGCUCAGUUUGACCCCCCUCCCCCCGUUGUUGUCCAGCUAGCCUUUCAGAAACAUAGCAAGCCAGAAGCACACUGGAGGGGUCAGAAAGGGUGGGUCUGCAGACUGAAAUCUAGCUGCCACAGGGCUUGUCAGUGGCUAACGUGCGAAGAAAGUACUGUAUGUUUUCCUUAAUUUGAUCAAUAUUUUUUAUGUAAAGUUUUUUGUAUUUUUAUUUUUUAAUAAACAUCUUUAAAAAUCACUACA